Saprolegnia diclina VS20 is the source of this 516-nucleotide messenger RNA. RefSeq lists its product as hypothetical. Gene Ontology annotation, molecular function: peptidase activity. Gene Ontology annotation, cellular component: signal peptidase complex; membrane. The record is from RefSeq and is a predicted model, not a curated record. Lineage: Eukaryota; Oomycota; Saprolegniomycetes; Saprolegniales; Saprolegniaceae. The transcript is spliced from 3 exons. Bases 1 to 516 code for a protein of 171 amino acids.
AUGACGAGAUCGGUUGUGGGCGACUGCCGCCGAGACCUGAGACGUCGGCGCCGUCCGAGCAAGCGCUGGCUCGCCCACCUCAUAUUGGUUGCUGCAAGCGGCCUCGUGCUCUGGCGCGGGCUCGUAGCUGUGACGCGCUGCGCAUCGCCGAUCGUUGUCGUGCUCAGCGGCAGCCCGCCCACAUUGAUACUGGCGACACUGUCGACUUCACGGUGCAAGGCCGCGACAUUCGCGAUUGCCCACCGCGUGCUUCAAGUCCAUACGCGCAAGUCGGAUGGCGUCGAGUUUUACUUGACCAAGGGUGAUGACAACAACGUGAACGAUCGCGGGCUGUACGCGCCGGGCCAGCUCUGGCUGCAGCGACGCGAUAUCCUUGGCGUUGCCCGCGCCUCGAUCCCGUACGUGGGUCAGGUGGUUAUCGCCAUGAACGACUACCCACUCUUCAAGAUCGUCGCAUUGGGUCUCAUUACCCGAACGAUCUAUGGAGCAGUAUCCUCGCGCGCCACCCGUUUCUAA